Molecule: messenger RNA, 1034 nt
Organism: Drosophila busckii
Lineage: Eukaryota; Metazoa; Arthropoda; Insecta; Diptera; Drosophilidae
Product: pre-mRNA-splicing factor 38B
Exons: 2
Coding region: 49-924 (291 amino acids)
Source: RefSeq, a predicted model, not a curated record
UGUAACUCUACUGAACAUUUACAUUACUCUACUAGUCAGCUGUUAACAAUGGAGGACAACGAACUUACGAGCAAGGCGAUUGCCGAGCUCAUGCGUGAAAUGAAUGGACAAGACUACAGUACAUCAGAAAAACCACAGGAACGUAAAAUAAAUCCACUCGGAAAACCCAACAAAAGAUUCCUUGGUCGUACCUUAAACAACGUAAUACGUCACAAUCAGCGAGAAACUGAACGCACGCAAAUGAACUGUCUACAAAAGCUACAGGAUUUGGACGAUAGAUACGAGCGUCGUCGCUCAAAUAAUUUUUAUUUCAGAAGGGAAUUUUGCGAGAGACAAGAAGACACUGGUUCGAGUAGAAGCCGCUCAAGGAAAAGAUCGCACAGGAAAAGACAUCGUAAAAAUAAGAGCUCAUCUAGGUCGCGUAGUCGUAGUCCAAGACACAAGAGUAAGCGUAAGAGAAAACGCGAAAAGAAACGCGAAAGAAAACGUGACAGAAAGCAUAAGCGCCGAGGCCGCAGCAACAGCAGCAGUAAUGAGGACCAGCCCACGAGAUUAGACACUGAGUGCUACACAAAUAACUUGGCUCUUUCAGUUGCCAUAGCCUACCAUAAAGCGACAUGCAAGGAGCCACCGCCACCUCCCUCCAUAACAAAUGAUAUUAUACAAGAGCUUAUGUCCGACAGUGAAACAUUAGAAAAAGAAACUCCAGUAGAUACGUACUCAAUAGCAUCAUCACACGAAGAAGCACCGCAGAUACUUACAAUUGAUGUCGAUAGCUCAAUUGACAGCGCUUCUGAUACAGAAAGCAGCGCUGGUAGCUGCAUAGAGCUAAGUGAUAGCACGGAUGAGGACCAGGAAUUGACAGCCAACAAUAACAGUGAUAUAGAAUUAGUAACCACCGUGGAUUUGACUGAAGAGUAUUAAGUCUUUAUAAAAUACAUAAGCUAUAUAAACAUAAGAAACUGUUACACCACAUUAAGCAUAAAUAGAAAAAUAUUGCAGUAUAUAAGGCACAAAGAGCAUAUAGAUUUACA